Molecule: messenger RNA, 987 nt
Organism: Parathielavia appendiculata
Lineage: Eukaryota; Fungi; Ascomycota; Sordariomycetes; Sordariales; Chaetomiaceae
Exons: 2
Coding region: 478-894 (138 amino acids)
Source: RefSeq, a predicted model, not a curated record
ACAUUCGUAUAUCAUCUGGGAAGCCAAGUUCCUUCCCUCAACACAAAUACAACUUCACCAACGAGCACCUCGCGCUGAACAACGACGGCUUCGAGGACAUCACAGCAGACUAUCUCCAACAAGUCAAAUUUUCAUCGAUGAGCAAGAAGACAACAUAGUCAGACAGCACGAUGGAACCGAAAAUCUGGUCAUCAACGAUAGCCUUGUUUGUCACAUCCUGUCGCUGGUCGCCCUGAAAUUGGCCGCGCCCUUCGCUCGCAAAACGUACAUACCCGUGUGUUCCCAUCUCGAAGUACUCGAUCGUCAAGACAGGACCCUUUGUCCACCUGACUGAGGCAUCUACUUGGAAGUUUCUUGGAAGGGACUUCGCUCCCGCCCCGCCAGUGCAUUGCGCCUUCAACCACAAAAACCAAGCCGUCAUCGUCAUGGAUUGGAUCCAGGGCGCCGACCUCGCAGAGACCUAGGACUCCUACUCCGAUGAAACCGCGAGGCCGUCAUCAAGAAGCUCCGCUCCAUGUUCGACGAGCUAAGGGCGCUCCCUCCAGCCUCCGCGGGGGGAUAUCACGCUGUGUAAGCAGCUCCCUGCAUGACUCUCGCAUUCCCCGAUCAUGGCCGAGAUCCGGGCCAUUCCAGACGAUUCAGGAUCUUGACUUCUGGCUUCGUGGCGAUCUCCGGCUCGAAGAACAUGCUGAGCGCAAUGACGACCAAAAUUGGAAGGAAAUUGAGGACAUGGUUGCGCUAUGGCUAGCCCCCGUUUUCACCCAUGGCGAUGUUAACCCGUUUAAUAUUCUCGUCUGCGGCAACCGCGCUACCGGCAUCAUUGACUGGGAGUUUGCAGGAUGGUAUCCUCACUACUGGGAGUACACCUCGGCCUGGUCCUGGGCCCAAAUGUGACCCUGGUGGCAGCAAGCGGCCGCCGAGUUCCUUGACCCGCACCUCGAGGAAUUGGCCAUGGAGAUCACGCGUCGAAAGUGGUGGGGAGAGAUU